This is a messenger RNA of Mustela erminea (ermine), 4839 nucleotides long. It is a transcript of the gene SCUBE3, whose product is annotated as signal peptide, CUB domain and EGF like domain containing 3. Gene Ontology annotation, molecular function: calcium ion binding. Lineage: Eukaryota; Metazoa; Chordata; Mammalia; Carnivora; Mustelidae. Gene Ontology annotation, cellular component: cell surface. Gene Ontology annotation, biological process: signal transduction. Bases 491 to 3520 code for a protein of 1009 amino acids. The transcript is spliced from 23 exons. The record is from RefSeq and is a predicted model, not a curated record.
CGGAGCCCGAGAGACAGAGAAGGAGCAAGAGAGGAAGAAAGAGAGGCAGAAAGGGCGUGUUUCUGGCGCUGCGUUUCCCCUCCCCUUUCUCAGGUCCUUCGCUCGGGCUCUGCGCGCUCUCCGGCGGCAGCUCUCCUCGGGCGAAGCUGGGAAUUGGGUGGGAUUAUACGGAGCAGCCCCGCCGCCGCCGCCGCUAGCAGAGCCCAGCUCCGAGAGGGCGGUGGGUCCCCUCCGUCAUUGGCGCCUGGCGCCCCCAGCCUCUCGCUCUCUCCGCCUCGCUUUCCCCGGCGUCGGGCCGGGAGAAGCCGGCAGCAUCGGGAGCCUCCCGACGAGGGCGCCGCGGUCCGCGCCCCGCGCCCGCAGCCCCCGGCCCGGCCCCGGCGGGGCGCCCCCUCCCCUCCCUCCUCCGGCGCGCGGGGGCCCCGCCGGCUUCCGCCCUCCCGGGGCUGCCAGACCGGCCCCGGCCGCCCGGCUGCGGGUGGCUCCAGCCAUGGGCUCGGGGCGCGUGCCCGGGCUGUGCCUGCUCGUCCUGCUGGUCCACGCCCGCGCCGCCCAGCACAGCAAAGCCGCGCAAGAUGUGGACGAAUGCGUGGAAGGGACCGACAACUGCCACAUCGAUGCCAUCUGCCAGAACACCCCACGGUCGUACAAGUGCAUCUGCAAGUCUGGCUACACAGGGGAUGGUAAACACUGCAAAGAUGUGGAUGAGUGUGAACGAGAAGACAAUGCCGGUUGUGUGCAUGACUGUGUCAACAUCCCUGGCAAUUACCGAUGCACCUGCUAUGACGGAUUCCACCUGGCACAUGACGGACACAACUGUCUGGAUGUGGACGAGUGCGCCGAGGGCAAUGGUGGCUGUCAGCAGAGCUGCGUCAACAUGAUGGGCAGCUAUGAGUGCCACUGCCGGGAGGGCUUCUUCCUCAGCGACAACCAGCACACCUGCAUCCAGCGGCCAGAAGAAGGAAUGAAUUGCAUGAAUAAGAACCACGGUUGUGCUCACAUUUGCCGGGAGACACCCAAAGGGGGUAUUGCCUGUGAAUGCCGCCCUGGCUUCGAGCUCACCAAGAACCAACGGGACUGUAAACUGACGUGCAACUAUGGCAAUGGUGGCUGCCAGCAUACGUGCGAUGACACAGAGCAGGGGCCCCGGUGUGGCUGCCAUGUCAAGUUUGUGCUCCAUACGGACGGGAAGACUUGCAUCGGGGAAAGGCGGCUAGAGCAGCACAUCCCCCCUCAGGCCGUUUCUAAUGAGACCUGUGCUGUCAACAACGGGGGCUGUGAUAGUAAGUGCCACGAUGCAGCCACAGGCGUCCACUGCAGCUGCCCCGUGGGAUUCAUGCUGCAGCCGGACAGGAAGACCUGCAAAGACAUAGACGAGUGCCGCUUGAACAAUGGGGGCUGUGACCACAUUUGCCGCAACACAGUGGGCAGCUUUGAAUGCAGCUGCAAGAAGGGCUAUAAGCUUCUCAUCAAUGAGAGGAACUGCCAGGAUAUAGACGAGUGUUCUUUUGAUCGAACCUGUGACCACAUAUGCGUCAACACACCGGGAAGUUUCCAGUGCCUCUGCCAUCACGGCUACCUGCUAUAUGGUGUCACCCACUGUGGGGAUGUGGAUGAGUGCAGCGUCAACCGCGGAGGUUGCCGCUUCGGCUGCAUCAACACUCCUGGCAGCUACCAGUGUACCUGUCCCAGUGGCCAGGGCCGGCUGCACUGGAACGGCAAAGAUUGCACAGAGCCGGUAAAAUGUCAAAGCAGUCCUGGUGCCUCGAAAGCCAUGCUCAGCUGCAACCGGUCUGGCAAGAAGGACACCUGUGCCCUGACCUGCCCCUCCCGGGCCCGGUUUUUGCCAGAGUCUGAGAAUGGCUUCACGGUGAGCUGUGGCACCCCCAGCCCGAGGGCCACUCCAGCCCGAGCUGGCCCCACCGGGAACAGCACAAACUCCAACCACUGCCAUGAGGCUGCAGUGCUGUCGGUUAAACAGCGGGCCUCCUUCAAGAUCAAGGACGCCAAGUGCCGUCUGCAUCUGCGAAACAAAGGCAAAAUGGAGGAGGCCAGCAGGAUCCUGGGGCAAGGUGGUGCCCCCUGCUCUGACUGCCAGGUCACCUUCAUCCACCUCAAGUGUGACUCCUCUCGGAAGGGCAAGGGCCGGCGGGCCCGGACCCCUCCAGGCAAGGAAGUCACUCGGCUCACCCUGGAACUGGAGGCAGAGGUCAGAGCCGAAGAAACCACAGCUGCCUGUGGACUCCCCUGCCUCCGACAGCGAAUGGAACGGCGGCUGAAAGGGUCCCUGAAGAUGCUCAGGAAGUCCAUCAACCAGGACCGCUUCCUGCUGCGCCUGGCAGGCCUUGAUUAUGAGCUGGCACACAAGCCAGGCCCAGGAACUGGGGAGCGAGCAGAGCUGGUGGAGGCCUGUAGGCCUGGGCAGCACCGCACCGGGGCUAAGUGUGUCAGCUGCCCGCAGGGAACGUAUUACCACGGCCAGACGGAGCAGUGUGUGCCAUGCCCAGCGGGCACCUUCCAGGAGAGAGAAGGGCAGCUCUCCUGCGACCUUUGCCCUGGGAGUGAUGCCCACGGGCCUCUCGGAGCCACCAACGCCACCACGUGUGCAGGUCAGUGCCUGCCUGGCCAAUACUCCGUAGACGGGUUCAAGCCCUGCCAGCCAUGUCCACGCGGCACCUACCAACCUGAAGCAGGACGGACCUUGUGCUUCCCAUGUGGUGGAGGCCUCACCACUAAGCAUGAGGGGGCCAUCUCCUUCCAAGACUGUGACACCAAAGUCCAAUGCUCCCCUGGUCACUACUACAACACCAGCAUCCAUCGCUGUAUCCGCUGUGCCAUGGGCUCCUAUCAGCCCGACUUCCGCCAGAACUUCUGCACCCGCUGUCCAGGAAACACAAGCACUGACUUUGACGGCUCCACCAGUGUGGCCCAGUGCAAGAAUCGCCAGUGUGGUGGGGAGCUGGGUGAGUUCACUGGCUAUAUCGAGUCCCCCAACUACCCAGGCAACUACCCAGCUGGCGUGGAGUGCAUCUGGAACAUCAACCCCCCACCCAAGCGCAAGAUCCUUAUCGUGGUACCCGAGAUCUUCCUGCCAUCUGAGGAUGAGUGUGGGGACGUCCUCGUCAUGAGAAAGAACUCCUCACCAUCCUCCAUUACCACCUAUGAGACCUGCCAGACCUACGAGCGGCCCAUUGCCUUCACAGCCCGGUCCAGGAAGCUCUGGAUCAACUUUAAGACGAGCGAGGCCAACAGUGCUCGUGGCUUCCAGAUCCCCUAUGUUACCUAUGAUGAGGACUAUGAGCAGCUAGUAGAAGACAUUGUUCGAGAUGGCCGGCUCUAUGCGUCUGAAAACCACCAGGAGAUUUUAAAGGAUAAGAAGCUCAUCAAGGCCUUCUUUGAGGUGCUGGCCCAUCCCCAGAAUUACUUCAAGUACACAGAGAAGCACAAGGAGAUGCUGCCAAAAUCCUUCAUCAAGCUACUUCGCUCCAAAGUUUCCAGUUUCCUGAGGCCCUACAAAUAGUGCCCCUAAGCCCAAGACCCAGGUUUUAAAGCCCCCAGACUCCUUAGCCCUCAGAGCCGGCAGCCCCCACCCCCAGAUGAGGAAAUCUCUCCUUUCUUUUUGGAGGAAAAAAAAAUCACUAUAGACCAAGCACUCUUCCGUUCUGUCUCUCCAGCUUCCUUUCCUGUCUCUCUCUGCCUCUGUCUUUCUCCCUCUCUCUCUUUACUGUGGUCCCUUUUCCUAUACGCUCCCUGGAAAAGCCAUUAAGUGCUGGCUCUAUUGCCCCUGAGGGGUGAAAGAACAGUGUCCCCUUCCCCUUCCCAGCCACACUGACCAUUUCACCAGCUCACAUCUAUGGCCUCAUCAGCCUGAAGGGGUGCUAGAGGCCCAUGAAGGAAGUGGGUCUCGUGGGGAAUGGGGCAGGGGGAAGAAGGGCUUCUGCCCUUCUUAUAGGGUUGUGCCUUGCUAGUCAGGAGCCAAAAUGUCCCCUGGCUCUGCCCCCAAGGGUGAUUUUAACAACCCAGGGAUCUGCCAAAGAAGUCUCUGACUUACAGGCCUAAUGCCAGCACUGGUCCUCUGGGGUACGUGGUUCGAGCCCUAGACUGUCCACACAGCUGGCUUUCUUGUCAAUACAGCUUCUUUCCUUCUUCCCCCACAUGUCUGCUUGGGGUCCAAUUCAUGAGGGCUUACAAAGGCCCAUACCACUGGGCUAGUGGACAUCAGCUGAAUGAGGAAAAGCAGCAGGCAUUACCAUGUUGAAUGUGCUGCUGUCACUUCCCAACAGAAAGACUAUAGCUCUGCAGGACAGAAACCAGGUUUUAAAGCAUCACCAAAAAAAAAAAAAAAGAAAAAAAAAGAAAAAAAUAAAGAAAGGAAGAAAGAAAAAAAAAGAAAGAAAGAAAAAGAAAAAGAAAAAGGAAGAAAAAAGAAAGAAAGAAAACCUAUCAUCUAAAGGACUAGACUUCAGAACAAUUAGAAACCAGCCUCAAACACCAGUCCCUUUUCUUACUUGUCGUCCUGGCCCAGCCAUCUCCUCACCCCUACCUGAGCGCUCCCUGGGGGAGCCCUACUCCCCUUGCUAAGUGUUGUCCUUAAAGAAAUAUGGCUGCUGACCAGAAGCCAGCCUGGGCCUUGUCCCCGAGUUGUCUUUCCCUUGUAGCCCUAGAUGGCUUGUGGACUCCACCAAAGAGGACCCUGCUCUGAUGCCAGCCCAGAGCCACCUACCUCUGGCCCCAGGCUGUGGGCAGCAAGAGGAAUGUGUGCACACUUGGCAACCCUUCUGCCCACCCUGUCCACAUCUAAUAAGUGCAAUCAUUUUGAGUCUUCCUAUGUUGUCUAGA